UAAGUAAAGUAACUAAACUUGUUUGGUGAAAAUUACGUGGAGUGGGCGGGGUUUGAGCAGUCACACGGCCCCGCCCCCCGCCUCCCACCUCUGUCACGCCAGUUCUGGCUCUAAUUUGCCUCUACUGCCUCUGCAAGCGCAGGCAAGAUGGCAGCUUCCAUUUCGGCCAUAUUUUGGCUUUAAAACGCCUUAAUGAGAGUAAAUGGGGACCGUCCAGUCCAUACUUUUAUACAGUCUAUAAUCACAACCCAAACUCCACAACGCGCCAAGCAGCUCAUUUUUAGUUGCUGCGGAAGCACAGCUCAUUUAGGCUCAGCUCAGCUAACCUCAGGACUUGUUGUGCUACUAAGAUAUAAGGCAGUGUGAGGUUGGUGGAUGGUGGCAGUCGCUGUGCUGGGAGAGUGGAGGUUCUUCAUAGAGGACAGUGGGGAACAGUGUGUGGUGAUGACUGGGAUAUGAGUGAUGCUGCAGUGGUGUGUAGAGAGCUGGGCUGUGGAGAAGCUGUAGAUGCACUGGGCAAAUCUCAUUUUGGAUCAGGAUCAGGACCAAUCUGGAUGGAUGAUGUGGACUGUAGUGGAUCAGAGUCUAGACUGAAGAACUGUAGAUCACCAGUAUGGGGUAAACAUGACUGCAAUGAAACCCACAAUUCUGGAGUCAUCUGUUCAGGAGCCAGGCUGGUUUUAGGUUCUCGCUGCUCUGGGAGAGUGGAGGUUCUUCAUGGAGAGAGCUGGGUCACAGUGUGUGAUGCUGACUUUAACCAGCAGGAUGCAGAGGUUGUGUGUCGAGAGCUGGGCUGUGGUUCUCCUGUGAAGGUUCUGGGAGCAGCUGCGUUUGGUAGAGGGGAGGGUCAGGUGUGGUCAGAGGUGCUUCAGUGUAGAGGAAACAAAUCUCAGAUUCACUUCUGUCCAAAAUCAUCUUCACUCAAACACAACUGCUCCCAUGAUAAUGAUGUGGGACUGGUGUGUGCAGGCAGUGUGAGGUUGAUGAAUGGUGGGAGUCGCUGUGCUGGGAGAGUGGAGGUUCUUCAUAGAGGACAGUGGGGAACAGUGUGUGGUAAUAACUGGUAUAUGAGAGAUGCUGCAGUGGUGUGUAGAGAGCUGGGCUGUGGAGAGGCUGUACAUGCAGUGAGUGAAUCUCACUUUGGAUCAGGAUCAGGACCAAUCUGGAUGGAUGAUGUGGACUGUAGUGGAUCAGAGUUUACACUGAAGAAAUGUCAAAGGAGAGGAUGGGGUAAACAUAACUGUAAUCACUCUACAGAUGCUGGAGUUAUCUGUUCAGGAGUCCUGCUGGUUAAUGGCUCUCGCUGCUCUGGAAGAGUGGAGGUUCUUCAUGGAGAGAGCUGGUUCACAGUGUGUGAUGCUGACUUUAACCAGCAGGAUGCAGAGGUUGUGUGUCGAGAGCUGGGCUGUGGUUCUCCUGUGGAGGUUCUGGGAGCAGCUGCUUUUGGUAGAGUGGAGGGUCAGGUGUGGUCAGAGGAGCUUCAGUGUAGAGGAAACAAAUCUCAGAUUCACUUCUGUCCAAAAUCAUCUUCACUCAAACACAACUGCUCCCAUGAUAAUGAUGUGGGACUGGUGUGUGCUGACAGUGUGAGGUUGGUGGAUGGUGGCCAUCGCUGUGCUGGGAGAGUGGAGGUUUUUUAUAACAGAACAUGGAGAUCAGUGUGUGGUAAAAACUGGGAUAUAAGAGAUGCUGCAGUGGUGUGUAGAGAGCUGGGCUGUGGGGAGGCUGUAUUUAAAAAUGUUCAGUUUGGGCCAAGAUCAGCCUGGAUGGAUGAUGUGAACUGUAGUGGAUCAGAGUCUUCAGUGAAGCACUGUAGAUCAGCUGGAUGGGUGGAACAAAUUUGUAAUCGACUUGCUGGAGUCAUCUGUUCAGGGGUCAGAUUGGUGGGCAGAUCUCGCUGCUCUGGGAGAGUGGAGGUUCUUCAUGGAGAGAGCUGGGUCACAGUGUGUGAUGCUGACUUUGACCAGCAGGGUGCAGAGGUUGUGUGUCGAGAGCUGGGCUGUGGUUCUCCUGUGGAGGUUCUGGGAGCAGCUGCUUUUGGUAGAGGGGAGGGUCAGGUGUGGUCAGAGGAGCUUCAGUGUAGAGGAAACAAAUCUCAGAUUCACUUCUGUCCAAAAUCAUCUUCACUCAAACACAACUGCUCCCAUGAUAAUGAUGUGGGACUGGCAUGUUCUGGUGACAAGCGAAGACUUGUUGGUGGUCCUAACGCGUGCUCUGGGAGAGUAGAGAAGCUUCAUCGUAAUUCUUGGCUUCCAGUGUGUGAUGCUGACUUUAACCAGCAGGAUGCAGAGGUUGUGUGCAGCUGGGAGCUGGGCUGUGGUUCUCCUGUGGAGGUUCUGGGAGCAGCUGCUUUUGGUAGAGCAGAGGGUCAGAUGUGGUCAGAGGAGCUUCAGUGUAGAGGAAACGAAUCUCAUAUGUACCUCUGCCAGACAUCUCCUUCCUUGAAACCCAACUGCUCUCACAACAAGGAUGUGGGACUAAGAUGCUCUGGUCACACUCAGGCUCGGCUGAUGAACGGCUCAGAUUCCUGUUCUGGUCGAGUGGAGCUCCAGUACCUCAGUGAGUGGGGUACAGUGUGUGAUGUAAGCUGGGAUAUGAGAGCUGCCAGUGUCCUCUGUGCUCAGCUGAAGUGUGGGAGUUCUGUGGCUGUGUUGGGGUCAGACUGGUUUGGGGAGGGGAGUGGCCGGAUCUGGGCUGAUGUGUUUGAUUGUCAGGGAAACGAAACACACCUGUUAAAAUGUCCCAUUUCAUCAUGGAGUCGAACUGCAUGCUCUCAUAAACAGGAUGCUGGAGUUAUCUGUAGUGGUUCUUCUCUGGCGUCUCAUGAGGGAGGAGUGCGGUUGUCUGGAGGGAUGGAGUGUGAGGGGGAGGUAGAGGUUUUCUUCAGGCAGGAGUGGAGGAGAGUUCUGCUGGACUCCUGGAGUGAGUCUGAGGCCUCUGUGGUCUGCAGACAGCUGGGCUGUGGUUCUGUACUCAACACCUCCAGCUCCUCUUCAUCCAGUCCUGAACACAGCUACAUGUGUGUGACGGGUUUCAACUGCUCUGGGAGUGAAGCUCAUCUGAGGAACUGCAGCAGCUCACAAGCAGUUAACUGCAGCUCCACAGUACAGCUCUACAUCACCUGCUCUGGUACAUCUAACACAGUCCACAGCUCCAUCAGGCUGGUUGGUUCUGGGGGAGACUGUGCAGGAAGGCUGGAGGUUUUCCACAGUGGAUCAUGGGGGACAGUGAGUGAUGAAUUGUGGGAUAUUGAGGAUGCGCAGGUGGUCUGCAGGCAGCUGCAGUGUGGAGUUGCCCUCAGUGCUCCAGGACCAGCCCGGUUUGGAUCUGGAACUGGACCCAUUUGGCUGAAUGAGGUGGAGUGUGAGGGGAACGAGGCGUCUCUGUGGAACUGCAGAUAUCAGCUGUGUGGAGAGGAUGAAUGUGGACACAAGGAUGAUGUAGGAGUGGUGUGCUCAGAGUAUAAAGAGAUCAGACUGACUGAGGGCUGUGAGGGGAAUCUGGAGGUGUUCUAUAAUGGAACAUGGGGGAAUGUGUGUGUAAAUGGGAUGACUGAUGAAACGGCAAAAUUGAUCUGUCGAGAGCUGAACUGUGGAAGAACUGGCAGUGAGUCUUGGUCUAAAGCAAGAGUGGAAUCAGCUCCUAACUGGCUGGAUAAUGUAAAAUGUAGGAAACAUGACUCCACUCUGUGGCACUGUCCAUCUUCUUCCUGGGGGGAGAACAGGUGUGAUAAUCGCAAUGAGGUUGCUUGCAUUACCAGCUCAGAGAAUGGAAAUACACUAGAUUUGACAAAUUGGCUGUGUGAUUCAUCUCCUCAUGAGAGACCGUGCUCAAGCUGAGGGGAGGAGUAGGAAGCUGUUCUGGAUGGCUGCAGGUGUAUCAUAAUAAAACAUGGGGGUCUGUAUGUGGUGAUCUCUGGGACAUCAGGGAUGCUCAGGUGAUCUGCAGGCAGCUGGGUUGUGGGCCGGCGCUGAGUGCUAAUAGAAGAGCUGCUGAUGGUUCUGGUGGAGGAACUAUCUGGAUGAACAGAGUGAAGUGUAGAGGGAAUGAGAUUCACCUGUGGGACUGUCCUCAUUCCCUGAAGAUCCACACUGACUGCAUCAUACUUGUAUCAUACUU
Messenger RNA from Astyanax mexicanus (Mexican tetra), 4119 nucleotides. Its product is annotated as deleted in malignant brain tumors 1 protein. NCBI's taxonomy places the organism in Eukaryota, Metazoa, Chordata, Actinopteri, Characiformes, Acestrorhamphidae. The transcript has 15 exons. Gene Ontology annotation, cellular component: membrane. The record is from RefSeq and is a predicted model, not a curated record. The coding region runs from base 456 to 3839 and encodes 1127 amino acids.